Messenger RNA from Petromyzon marinus (sea lamprey), 3096 nucleotides. RefSeq names its product cleavage and polyadenylation specific factor 2 (gene CPSF2). Lineage: Eukaryota; Metazoa; Chordata; Hyperoartia; Petromyzontiformes; Petromyzontidae. Gene Ontology annotation, cellular component: mRNA cleavage and polyadenylation specificity factor complex. Gene Ontology annotation, molecular function: RNA binding. Gene Ontology annotation, biological process: mRNA 3'-end processing by stem-loop binding and cleavage. The record is from RefSeq and is a predicted model, not a curated record.
UUGUGCGCUCUACGAUUUUCCACCCCAGUCUCCGAAUUGGCGCCGCCGUCCGUCGGUGUUGGCCACGGGCGUGAGUUUCUCCUCGAAGUUAGGGGGCCACCCCCCCCCCACCACACACACUCCGUGUCCCGCCAGGUUUCUCCCUCAGUGACAACAGGUACUGGAAGACUGAGAAAGGAACGACGCAGCCAUGACCUCCAUCAUCAAGCUCACGGCCCUGUCCGGAGUGCAGGAUGAGGGCGCCCUCUGCUACCUCCUGCAGGUCGACGAGUUCAGGUUCCUUCUCGACUGCGGCUGGGAUGAGAACUUCAAGGCGGACUUUGUGGAAAUCCUCAAACGGCACAUCCAUCAGAUAGAUGCAGUUCUUCUCUCGCACCCUGACACCCCACAUCUGGGCGCCCUGCCGUUCGCCGUGGGAAAGCUCGGGCUGAACUGUGCCAUUUAUGCCACCAUUCCUGUGUACAAGAUGGGCCAGAUGUUCAUGUAUGACCUCUAUCAGUCAAGGCACAACUCAGAAGAUUUCAAUUUGUUUACGCUCGAUGAUGUCGACGCUGCUUUUGACAAAAUCCAGCAAUUAAAGUACAACCAGAUUGUUUACCUGAAAGGCAAGGGACAUGGCUUGUCUAUAACCCCGCUGCCUGCUGGCCACAUGAUUGGGGGCACAGUGUGGAAGAUUGUAAAAGAUGGAGAGGAGGAGAUCAUCUAUGCGGUGGAUUACAACCACAAAAGGGAGAUACACUUAAACGGUUGCGCUUUAGAGACUGUCACAAGACCAUCACUGCUCAUCACUGACUCACUAAAUGCCACAUACGUUCAAGCCAGGAGGAAACAACGAGAUGAACAGCUGCUAACGAACAUCCUUGAGACGCUGCGUGGGGACGGCAACGUGCUGCUUGCCGUGGACACGGCGGGUCGCGUGCUGGAGCUGGCCCAGCUGCUCGACCAGAUCUGGAGGACCAAGGACGCGGGCCUGGGAGCGUACUCCCUCGCGCUGCUCAACAACGUCAGCUACAACGUCGUCGAGUUCUCAAAGUCUCAGGUGGAGUGGAUGAGCGACAAACUGAUGCGGUGCUUCGAGGACAAGCGCAACAACCCGUUCCAGUUCAGGCACCUGUCCCUGUGCCACAGCCUGGCCGACCUGGCCAAGGUGCCGAGCCCCAAGGUGGUGCUGUGCAGUCAGCCCGAUCUGGAGUGCGGCUUCUCGCGCGAGCUCUUCAUCCAGUGGUGCAGCGACCCGAGGCACUGCGUCAUCUUCACGGCCCGCACCAUGCCAGGCACGCUGGCGCGCACGCUCAUCGAGAAGCCGGGACUGCGCCGGGCAGAGCUGGAGAUACGCAAACGUGUCAAGCUUGAAGGUAAAGAGCUCGAAGAAUAUAUGGAAAAAGACAAAAUAAAGAAAGAAGAAGCGAAAAAGCAAGAGCAAGCCAAAGACGAUGAUGAAUUUUCGAGCGACGACAGCGACUUGGAGGGCGACAUGGAGUACCAGCCAGCGGGCAAGGCCAAACACGACUUGAUGAUGAAGAGCGAGAACAGUCGCAAGGGCAGCUUCUUCAAGCAUGCCAAGAAGUCCUACCCCAUGUACCCAUCGACGGAGGAAAAAAUAAAGUGGGACGACUACGGAGAGAUCAUAAAGCCCGAAGAUUUUUUCAUGCCUGAGUUGCCAAGCGUGGAUGAGGACAAGGGGGUCGAAGCUCAUCACCAGGCGGAGGAGGCCAUGGAGCAGGACCUGACGGAUGUGCCCACCAAGUGCAUCUCCAGCAGCCACACGGUCGACAUUCGGGCCAAGUUGAUCUACAUCGACUACGAAGGGCGCUCAGACGGCGAGUCGCUCAAGAAGCUCAUCAGCCAGAUGCGCCCGCGCCAGCUGGUGAUUGUGCACGGGCCGCCUGACGCCACACGUCAUCUGGCCGACGCAUGCCGUGCGUUCGGCGGCAAGGAGAUGAAGGUGUACACGCCGAGGCUGCACGAGACGGUCGACGCCACGAGCGAGAACCUCAUCUACCAGGUGAGGCUCAAGGACUCGCUCGUGAGCUCCCUGCGCUUCUGCCGUGCACGGGACGCCGAGCUGGCGUGGAUCGAGGGCGCGCUGGACCUGCGGGUCGCGCGGGUCGACACGGGGGUGGUGCCCGAGGACGGGACGCCGCGCGACGACGAGAACGCGGCAGCGGCGGCGGCGGCGGCGGCGGCGGCCGGCACCUCGGCGGGCGGCUCCGGCGAGGCCAUGGAGGUCGAUCGCCCGCACCGAGCUGCCGCCCACGAAACCGAGGCCGCCCCCGGCAUCGCGGGCCGCUCUCAAGCGCAGCCCCUGGCCGGGCUGUUUAUCGACGAAGAUGCGACGACGGCGGCGGCGGCGCGCGUCGCCGUCGGCCCCGAGGAGGGCGACAUCAUCCCCACUCUGGAGCCGCUGCAGCCGAACGAGGCGCAGGACCACGCGGCGGUGUUCAUUAACGAGCCGCGCCUCUCCGACUUCAAGCAGGUGCUGCUGCGAGAGGGCAUCCAGGCCGAGUUCAUUGGCGGCGUGCUCGUGUGCAACAACGUGGUGGCCGUUCGCAGGACGGAGGCAGGCCGCAUCGGCCUGGAAGGAUGCAUAUGUGAGGACUACUACAAGAUCCGCGACCUCCUGUACCAGCAGUACGCUAUUGUGUGACCUCUCUGGCUCCGGUCGCUGAUGGUGGUGAUGCCGAGAGGGCCGUUUUAGUGGCGCGUCCACUCCCCUUGCGUGACGAUUGUCUUCGUACUUUUGUAGUCUCCCCAUCCCGAAUGUAAAUGACCGCGACGCGAAGCCGUGGAUCGUAACGUAGGGUAAGCUUUCGGAGAAAAUGCCAGUUUUUUUUUUAUUGCGAGCGUUUUUGACAAUUAUGACAGGGAGACGUAGGUCACCGUUCGUCAUAAUUGGCCGUUCAAGGAAUGCUUCUGAUAGUGGAUAUGAUUUUAACCGAAGGCGAUUCUUGUGUACAGUUAAACGUAUGUUUCCCGCUAUUCGCUGGACAGGUCUGUCGAGGAUGGUCCGUGGAAUUGGAAUACAGAAUACAUAUUUUCACAGCUGCCAAUGUUUCCUUUUCCACCUGUACAAAUAAAACAAAUGCAUCCAUGUAA